AUGGUUAUUACUGGUUCGGAUCAUGCUUCCAUUCAGCAACUUAAGCAACAGUUACAAGCAUCAUUUCACAUGAAAGAUCUGGGUAAUCUACAUUAUUUUCUUUGUCUUGAGGUUCAUUCUACAUCCAAGGGCAUCUUUCUCCAUCAACACAAGUAUGCUAAAGAUUUGAUUUCUAUGGUCGGUCUCGAAUCGGCUAAUCCGGUAGAUACUCCUCUUGAGGUUAAUGUUAAAUAUCAUCGUGAUGAUGGUGAUCUUUUGCCUGAUCCCUUAUUGUAUCGACAACUUAUGGGUAGCCUCAACUACUUGACUAUUACUCGCCCCGACAUAUCUUUUGUUGUUCAACAAGUAAGUCAAUUCAUGCAUUCUCCUUGCCAUCUUCAUUUGGCUGCGGUUCGUCGUAUAAUUCGCUACUUAAAGGGAACCUCUCACCGCAGAUUAUUCUUUUCCGUUGGAAUUUCUCUUCAGUUGAGUGCUUAUAGUGAUGCUGAUUGGGCAGGGUGUCCUGAUACUCGUCGAUCUAUUACUGGUUGGCGCAUGUUUCUUGGUUCUUCAUUGAUCUCUUGGAAAAGUAAGAAGCAAGCAAGAGUUUCUAAAUCUUCUACUGAAUCAGAGUAUCGUGCCAUGUCUGCUGCUUGUUCAGAAAUACUUUGGCUUCGUGGUCUUUUGGCUGAACUUGGAUUUCCCCAAACAGAGCCGACUUCACUUUAUGCUGACAAUACAAGUGCCAUUCAAAUUGUUGCAAAUCCUAUUUUUCAUGAACGCACCAAACAUAUCGAAGUUGAUUGUCAUUCAAUAGGUGACGCCUACGAUGAUCGAAUAAUAUCACUUCCUCACGUCAGUACUCAGUUGCAGGUUGCAGAUAUUCUUACCAAGGUUGUUCCACGCCCACGACAUCAGUUUCUUGUUAGCAAAUUGAUGCUCCUUGACCAGGCGUGUCAAUUUGAGGGGGGAUGUUAA
Messenger RNA from Lathyrus oleraceus (garden pea), 957 nucleotides. RefSeq lists its product as uncharacterized. Bases 1 to 957 code for a protein of 318 amino acids. Lineage: Eukaryota; Viridiplantae; Streptophyta; Magnoliopsida; Fabales; Fabaceae. The record is from RefSeq and is a predicted model, not a curated record. The transcript has a single exon.